UCGGCCGGGAGUCGGCGGCGUGGCUUGGCUUGGCUUCCUCCCGUUCUGAAGGAUGACUGACGCUGGUUUCUGCGAUGCCCCUUGGAGUCUCCGGCACUGUGGAUUUAUAAGUAACAUGCAGAUUUAACUGCACAACCUGGGGAGAAAGCAUCAGGAGUGCUACUUCUUUUCAGCUCCUUAAGUGGACAGAAGUACAGUGUCAUCUAUCUGCAAGGGAAGAUUCUUCAACAGAUUUUUACAGCUAAUAAGAAAGACAACAUAGCAUCAUCCACCUUCCUGAUACGCAGCGCAUCACCUUCCAAGACAGAUGGUCUGUCUGAAGCUGGAGGAUGCCCACAGAGCACAUAAUAAUAAAGUAGUGAAUUGAUACUGCUGCUGCUGCCGCCUAAUUGUCAGGAUCAUAGCUGAUAGAACUACACUGCCCUUUUUCUGCUCACUGAAUCAGGCCAGAAACAGCAGGGUGGACAUGGCUGGCCUCGUUAACAACCUGCUAAUACUGUUUCUUGUUUUUCGAAACAUCUGUUUGGGUUUCAGAAGCCCACUUUCUGUCUUCAAGAGGUAUAAAGACACUACUAGAUCUCUUUCCAGUGAAUGCCUUGGAAGCGACCAACCGGUGAUAUCACUUGGUCUGUCAGAUUUUGCAUUGGACAUUCGCAUGCCUGGGGUGACGCCUAAGCAGUCCGAUACCUACCUCUGCAUGUCAGUACCCCUGCCGGUGGAUGAUGAAGCCUAUGUAGUUGACUUUAAGCCUCAUGCCAGCAUGGACACUGUCCAUCACAUGUUACUCUUUGGAUGUAAUGAACCCUCUUCUACCACAAAUUACUGGGACUGUGAUGAAGGAACAUGCAAAGACAAAUCUAACAUUUUGUAUGCUUGGGCAAGAAAUGCUCCACCCACCAGGCUACCCAAAGGUGUUGGAUUCAGAGUUGGAGGAGAAACAGGUGGCAGAUUUUUUGUGCUCCAGGUACACUAUGGGGAUAUUAGUGCAUUUAGAGAUAAACACAAGGACUGUUCUGGUGUAACUUUACAUCUGACACAUCAAAAGCAGCCUUUGAUUGCUGGAAUGUAUCUUAUGAUGUCUGUGAACACUGUAAUACCACCAGGCGAGAAAGUGGUUGAUGCAGACAUUGCCUGCCAUUACAAAAGGUUUCCAAUGCACCUUUUUGCCUACAGAGUUCAUACACACAGACUAGGUAAAGUAGUGAGUGGAUACAGAGUGAGGAAUGGUCAAUGGACAUUGAUUGGUAGACAGAGUCCACAACUACCACAGGCAUUCUAUCCAGUAGAACAUCCUGUAGAUGUUAGCUAUGAUGAUAUCCUGGCAGCUAGAUGUGUCUUCAGUGGUGAAGGCAGAACUACAGAGACACAUAUAGGGGGAACAGCCAAUGAUGAAAUGUGUAAUUUUUACAUUAUGUACUAUAUGGAAGCCAAGCAUGCUGUCUCAUAUAUGACCUGCACACAGAAUGCAAACCCUGAGAUGUUCAGAAAUAUACCACAGGAGGCAAAUAUUCCUAUUCCAGUCAAGUCUGAUAUGCUAAAGAUGACGCAUGGACAUCAUGAAGAAACCAAGGAUACUGAUAAAAGUUCUUUGCUGCAGCAGGCCAAAAAAGAAGAGGAAGAGAUUUUGGAUCAAGAUUUCCAUAUAGAAGAGGCUGUGGAGUGGCCUGGGUUAGACCUCAAACUAGGCCAAGUUUCUGGGUUGGCUCUGGACCCUGAAAAUAACCUAGUUAUCUUCCACAGAGGUGAUCACGUUUGGGAUGAAAAUUCUUUUGACAGCAAAUUUGUUUAUCAGCAAAGAGGACUUGGACCAAUUGAACAGAAUACAAUUCUUGUCCUGAAUCCAAGUAAUGCAAAACUGCUUCAUUCCAUCGGCAAAAGUCUAUUUUAUUUACCACAUGGUUUGAGUAUAGAUAAAAAUGGUAACUACUGGGUCACUGAUGUAGCUCUUCAUCAGGUUUUCAAGCUGGGAGCAGAUGACAAAGAACCGUUACUGAUCUUAGGAGUGGCUUUGCAACCAGGCAGCGACAAAAAUCAUUUCUGUCAACCAACUGAUGUGGCCGUGGAUCCGAUCACCGGCAGUAUUUAUGUCUCUGAUGGCUACUGUAACAGUCGAAUCAUUCAGUUCUCUCCAAAUGGAUUGUACGUGAUGCAGUGGGGAGAAGAGACUUCUUUAGGCAGAGCCAGACCUGGACAGUUUCAUAUCCCUCACAGCUUAGCCCUGAUCCCCGACUUCAGUCAGCUAUGUGUUGCAGACAGGGAAAAUGGUCGAAUUCAGUGCUUCAGGCUGGAGAGGGAGUUCAUAAGAGAGAUCAAGCACAAAUCGUUUGGAAGAGAGUUGUUUGCAGUUUCAUAUGUUCCAGGUGGUCUCCUCUUUGCAGUUAAUGGAAUGCCUUAUCCUGGAGAGGCACAACCAGUGCAAGGAUUUGUGAUGAACUUCUCUACUGGAGAAAUAAUUGAUACUUUCAUUCCACUUAGAAAGAGCUUUGAGAUGCCACAUGAUGUUGUUGCUUCAGAAGAUAAAACAAUAUUCGUUGGAGAUGUUCAUGCCAGAGCAGUGUGGAAGUUUGCAUCCACAGAAAAAAUGGAACAUCGUUCAGUUAAAAAGGCUGGUAUUGAGGUACAGGAAAUAAAAGAAUCAGAAACAAUUGUAGAAGCCAGAUUGAAAAACAACCCACAAUCAACAGACCCUCUAAAGAAGCAGGAAAAACAACAUUUGGUCCAACAGGCCAGCACUGGAGUUUCCUUUGUUCUUAUUACAACUCUUCUAAUUAUCCCUGUUGUUGUCCUGCUGGCAAUUUUAGUAUUUAUUCGGUGGAGGAAGACAACUGUCUAUGGAGCUGAUGGGGAACACAAACUUGAUUCAAGUUCAGGCAGAAUUUUAGGCAGACUUAGAGGGAAAGGCGGUGGUGGCCUUAACCUUGGGAACUUCUUUGCAAGUCACAAAGGCUACAGCCGAAAAGGGUUUGACCGACUGAGCACUGAAGGAAGUGAUCAAGAAAAAGAUGAAGAUGAUAGCACAGAUUCAGAUGAAGAGUGUUCAGCACCUCCACCCCAACCAGCACCUUCAUCAUCCUGAAACCAGCCUUUGAGUUCUCCAUUAUACAAUUCAACCCAGAAUGUCAGAUUCCUUUUCCCUUAAGCACGUUUAAGAUUUUGUGUAUUUAAUUGUAAACUGUACUAGUCUGUGUGGGGCUGUACACUGGUUCCUUUAAUUUUUGUUUGGUUUUAGUUCUGUUUUUUAAGUGGAGGAGUGUAUGGAAGUUCCAUAUCAGUGCCAUUGUUUUUUAUGUGAACAUCUUAGUAAAGCAAACAGUCUUCUAAUUGCAGCACUGAUUUAAAGCAGUAGUAUUUUCUCAUCUCAAUUUGGGGAUCUUGUAAAUAAGUCUUACUAUCUGCUUCAUCAAAAUAUUUUUCCCAUAACUAAUCAAUUGCCAGUUUCUGUUUUGUGCCUUUCCUCUUCAAUGUCCUUAACUUGUUGCAGUACAGAGAAAAUACAGUGCCACAAGAAAAUGAAGCUGCUAAAUCUUCUUCUAUUUUUUUAAAAUCACUAACAUUAUAUUGCAUUGAAGGAAAGAAAAAAGUCUCUAAUUUUUUUUCUUCUUCCUAACUUGAUGUGUUUCUGGGAUGUCUUAUUUUUAGAUGGUAUCACUGUUAGAACACUAUUUUCAGAAGCUGAAUGUAAUUUGUGUAAUAAAGUAUUCGCAGAGCAUUAGC
Messenger RNA from Gymnogyps californianus (California condor), 3714 nucleotides. It is a transcript of the gene PAM, whose product is annotated as peptidylglycine alpha-amidating monooxygenase. Gene Ontology annotation, molecular function: peptidylglycine monooxygenase activity; protein binding; copper ion binding. NCBI's taxonomy places the organism in Eukaryota, Metazoa, Chordata, Aves, Accipitriformes, Cathartidae. Gene Ontology annotation, cellular component: extracellular region; membrane. Gene Ontology annotation, biological process: peptide metabolic process. The record is from RefSeq and is a predicted model, not a curated record.